AUGGUCGCACCACCGGGAUGUUGCGAGAUCUGUCAGAUUAAAGAGGUCUUAAACGAUCCUCAGCUCCAGAAUCGAUCCGUGAGAAUUACAGGAAGAUUAGAAGCAUACAAUGCACAGCUUCAAGUAGCGACUGUAUCGUUUCAGAAUGUUUCAAUGACUGUCGAGACACAAAAACUCGCUCUUGAAAAUUUGCGCUUGCAACUCCACUCCAUGUAUCAAUUCCUAGGUGAGACUUAUACGACAAAUAAAGAGGGCACGAUAAAAGUUCAAUUGGUGGCACGAGUCGCACGUAAUGUCGAUAGUUUGGACAUUGAUUUGUUCCUUGAAGCAUUAGCACUGCGACGAGAAUUUCUAGCAGCUUCAAAGUAA
Messenger RNA from Peronospora farinosa, 369 nucleotides. Lineage: Eukaryota; Oomycota; Peronosporomycetes; Peronosporales; Peronosporaceae. The record is from the annotation of a GenBank genome assembly.